Drosophila grimshawi is the source of this 2886-nucleotide messenger RNA. Its product is annotated as myb-like protein Q. Bases 62 to 2491 code for a protein of 809 amino acids. NCBI's taxonomy places the organism in Eukaryota, Metazoa, Arthropoda, Insecta, Diptera, Drosophilidae. The transcript is spliced from 4 exons. The record is from RefSeq and is a predicted model, not a curated record.
GUUUCCAUUGAAAUACGAAACGUCUGGCAAAAAAUUGGAUUGCUUAUAUAGCAAGCAAAAAAUGUUUGUGAGACAUCUCAAUACGCUGCCAUGGGCGUUGCUGCUGGCGCUAUUGCUGACGGCGUUAUUGCUCCAAUUGACAACUGUUAAUGCCGAGGAUGAGGCGGAGGCAGUGGAGAAUGUCAGUACUGAGAGCAAUGAGAUUAUUCCACGUGAGGCCAUACAAAAGCUGGACUAUUCGGUUCGACAGGCACUUCUCCGUGCAAUAGAUAAACUGGAGCGGGAGGAGGCAACAGCCUCAAGCAUUUCCGAUAAUGAGGAAGAACCGACCACGGCGCUCCCAUCGAAACGAAAUGAGGCCACCACAGUGCCAGCACCACGGGAGCGUGAGGAGAUACUUGAGGAGAGCACGAGCUCGUCGGAUGCUGUAGUUGUGCCCACUGUUCAAUUCUAUACGGCCACCUUUGACGAACGCAAUGCCCAGGAGCAGUUGCUCUCCUCCUUCAUCGAUCGCUCCCAGCUGUGGAAGAAGACAACGCUGCUUCCCGAAAAGACACCACUGGAUCUGGAAGUAGAUGCGGAUGUGGGUCCAGAUACACAUCAGCUCACUAGAAGUGUGGACAGCUCUGUGGGCAGCAAUGAGAUCGCACACGAUGGCAGCCAUGAGAUCAAAUUCGAGAUACGCAACGUGAAGAAAGGCACAACCACAACAGCAGCAACAAGCACAACGCCUAGAACAACAACGACGACAACAACAACGCCAAAGCCACGCACCACCAGGCGUCGCAUCCCCCGUACUACAACGACGACAACGACAACAACGCCACGACCCACCCACAAUGAGGAUGGGGAGAAUAUUGAGCUGGUGGACAAGCAGGACAUACGCAUACAGGAGGCACCGUUAGUAACAGCAUUUACCGUUGACUUGGAUGAACGUGGCACAGCGCAAAAGUUUCGCCCAUUGCUGCAGGGACAGCAGCAGCAGCAGCAGCCGGGUUUCACCCACCAGUCACAACAGUUGCCACUGGGACCCACCAUCACCAAGUUGAGUGUGCUCGAGUCGGAGUUGUCUGCAGCAGCAGCACCACUGACCACACAGAGUCCCACCAGCACCAGCACAACCCAGUCGAACUUCAACCAGUUGGGUUUGCCCACAACGCCAGCUUUCCAAAGCAGCAGCAGUUCGAACAACAACUACGUGAAGGAGCCACUGGCCAGCUCUAGUGUGGCACCACCCAUCAUCAACAACUACAUCAUUGAGCGGCAGCGGGCACUGGAGCAACAAAUCUAUCAGCUCAAGUUGCAGGCACAGCAGCAACAGGCGUUAAUAUUGCGACAGUUGAGGCUGCUGGAGGAGCAGAGUCAAAGUCGCUACCAGGCGAACACAUUGCAGCCACUGCAACAGCAGCUGCAGUCACAGCAGCAACAGCAGCAAUUGCAACAGCAACAACAGCAACUGCAGCAACAACAUGCAUCACUGGAGGCAAUACAAACGCUGCAGCCACCUUCGCCUGGUUACUCCAUCAGACCUUCGGUUGAAUUUAUACCCAGUUCACAUACAAAGACCAUUAUCUAUCCCACAUAUCCAAUUGAGCAGCAAUUGCCGCUGCGCGAUUCCGUUGCGGCUCAUAAAUUUGCCCUGCACAGCAGCAGCAGCAGCAGCAAUAACAAUAACAAUAACAACAACAAUAACUAUCCGAAAUUUCCAACAGCAACGAGUGCGGUACAACAAAUUUUCCAAAAUUUGCAACAAAAUCUGCAAAAAACAGCGGAAAAUGCUGUCAGCAAUAACCAAAACCCCAAUAGCAUUGCCAGCAGCAGCAGCAGUAGCAGCAACAUCAACAGUAAUCAAAACAACAUCAAUAACAACAAUCAUUUACAGCUACAAGCCUCAAAUCAGUUCAACUUUGCGGCCGCGGAGGCGUCUCUGUUGCAAGCACCGCCCCAGAAUAAUUAUCAACAGUUUCAGCAAUCACAGCAACAGCAGCAACAACAAUUGUUGCUUCCUAGCUAUGUAAGCAAUGCGCUCUAUCAGCAACAACAGCAACAGCAGCAACAGCAACAGCAGCAACAGCAGCAGCAGCAACAGCAGCAGCAGCAACAGCAGCAGCAACAUCGUGCUCGGCUGUUUCGCCAGGAAUCGGGCGUGGGUAAUUUUGGCCUGAAUAAUAAUGACAAUGUGGAGAUACAGCCGAGCAGUUCCUUUGCCACGACCAUUGUUAGCCAGCACAAUAAUCUGGAUAAUCAAAAUUUCUAUCGUCAGCACUUGACGCCGCACCUGAGCAGCCAGUUGCAGCAAAAUGCUGAGCAAUAUCUGCAGCAACAGCAGCAGCAGCAGCAACAGCAGCAACAGCAGCAGCAACUGCUGCAGCAGACAAAAUCAGCGACAGGAGGAGGACAUCAGGCAUCAUCAGCGGCAUCCAGCUCAGCUCUCAACCAUGGCAUACCGCAAUUUGCAUCACAAAACCUGCACUUCAAUGGCGCCUUUUGAGCACCUACUGAGGCCAAACUGCACCAGCACCAGCACAAACUGUGUACCAACCAACCAACCAACCAGCCAAUCAAUCUCACUCCUACAAAUCGCACAUCCAAAAUUACCCGCAGCACACACCAGCACCACCAAUCCAUCAAACCAAUCCAUUGUAAUGAUGACUGACGUUAUUCCAUACUUACCCCCAUUUAAUUAAGCUCCUCUUCUUGCAACAUCUUUGUAAAUACGCACUCUAAAGCAUAAGCAUUACUAUAAUAAUGAAUACGCUACGAGGACUACCGAAGCAGUGGGAGAAUCUGAGCAGGUUGUGCCGUGCCGAUUUUAAUGCUCUGCUUGGCGGAAAAACAACAAAAAAUGCAAAAGCAAAAACUAAAUAUCGAAAUGUAAUAAUUAUU